Molecule: messenger RNA, 6484 nt
Organism: Seminavis robusta
Lineage: Eukaryota; Bacillariophyta; Bacillariophyceae; Naviculales; Naviculaceae
Source: the annotation of a GenBank genome assembly
CACAAGUUCAACUAGUACUGGAAACGGAGACGACCCAGGGGGCAUAUGAAUAGUAGCUUUCCAACCACCACUUCCAUGCUUCCAAGGGCUGCUUGCUUUGUUGCAUGUGUGAAGAAUUGUUUGCUUUUAGAAGGAGUUGAUGGAGACAUGCCCCCAGACGUCCAUCGCUGAACCCUGCAGGGGGCGGUGGGCCAUCUAUGGGUUGUCAGUGAUCAUGGGCGAACUUGAUACCCAUUCCCAAUCAUAUACCGGCGCACAGUCGUGCAUUGACACCAACGUCGCUUUCUACAGAUCCAAAACUCGUCUCAAUAAUUCGAAGAUACAACCGUAACAAAAUCAACGAAGAAAGCAAAUAGCCGAAUAUGAAGUGCAGCGAGAUUACAGAUGAUGGCAGUUUGUCCGCCCCCCGUGCCCUUUGGUGUGAUGAUUACAUGUUUGGUCCCAACCAAGCUCUGUCUCUUGCCAUGUGCCCCGAAGAGCUGUUGCUAGGCGCCACAGGGCGAGAGCGCAUCGAAGAAUCCAUGCAGGGCGUCACUCGCCCGGUUAUUGAGGAUAUUGAUGGGUUCGGGCAGAAGCCCACCAGAGGACAAUGCUACGACAUGAAUCUAUUGAUGGUGGCCGCUAGUGAGGGCUCGACCACAAUUCUCAAGUGUUGGAUCCAAGAAUUUGGUAUGGAUCCCAAUGUCAACCGGAAUUCUGAACUUUGGAGUCCACUGAUACACGCGUUGGCAUUCGGAAAGAAAGAUAAUUUUGAUUUUUUGAUGAAGGUCUCAGAUAUUGGUCUGCCAGAGGCCGCGGCGUUGGGCAUGGCAGAUGUCGUCCCCAAUAUGAUUGCCGACUACAACCAACUCCCAGCCGAAAAGAAAUGGUACGGUCUCUCCGGUGAAGAGGUCGCCCUCAUUUUCUCUGGCCUCUCCGGCGACGUGGACUGGGUCCUAAGUCUGGCGAAAGCAUGUGAUGACUUCAAUGCAGGCCAUAACAAACCGACAGGCAACGUCGUCAAGAUGGCCAUCUUUAGCGGCAAUGUCGACUUGGUGCGCAAGCUUGUCGUGGAGUGUGGGGUGAUAUUGGACUCGCCCCACAACCUACGAGAUCCAGCUUUUUGGGCGUUGACUUGUCUCCCCAUGCUCAAGUUUCUGAUUGAGGAGCUCAAGACAAGCACCCUGGAUGUAUUGUCUCCGAGCGGGUGCAGCCUCCUGGAAUCUGCCUUGUUGGACCGACAAAACACAGCUGCCGAGUACUUGCUCGAACAGAGGUCUCCCACCGAGUGGUCCUAUUUGACCCAGAAUAACUUGUUGAGCCAGUCUAUUGGGAAGUGGAACUGUCUCAGUGGGCAGCUGCUGCCAAUGAUUAACAGUGGCAACGUCCAGGAGGUCCUGAGGGUUUCCCUCCGUCAUGCCAGGUUGGAUAUUGUGCAGGUUUGUCUUGAAGAGAAGGGCGGGAGCCUUGACAAGACACCCAAGAAAAACUUCUGCACUUUUUUAGAGGAGGCCGUUUCUUCUGGUUCAGUCCGUACUGUGCAGUAUGUGCUGCAGAACGCUUCUGAAGAGUUGAUAGAGUAUGUCCACAGCAACGGGUACAAUGCUCUUGUUGCUGCUUCCAGAUUGGGGAGAGAGGUCUUUGAAGCGUUGGCUGCUCGCUUUCCCAACAGGCUUAAUGAACUUGUUUGGAGCGGAAUGUCGCUGCUGAUGAUUGCGGCUUGCGACUGCGCUGGAAGUGUAAUGGAUGCUAUUUUGGACGAGGAGUUUUACGAGGCCAAGUGCAGGGACAAAGUGAUGGACGCCAACACCAAAUGUGACAACGGGAGGACCGCUCUCUGGUGUGCUGUGCGAUCUGGGGUGGUCGCUAAUGUUGAGAAGAUUUUGCAACGAAAGGAAUACUUGAAGCUGAAAGAACUUGACGAUGCCAAGAGCAUCAACACUUUGUUUCGGUUGGCGAGCCGACAAACUACCUUCGCAAGUCUCAUUGCAUGUUUUCAUCACCACGGAAUGACUUACACGGGAAACGAUGGCGACGACACCGACGCAACAAGCCUGGCGAUGACCGCUGCCGAGAGCGGCGCGUUGUUGCAAGUGGAGGAUCCAAAAGCCGAGUUGGCGAAGCUUUGUGAAUUAGACGAAUCUGUGGGGCUUUCAGCCCCAAAGGAUCUUCUCAUGUGCGAAGUGCUUCGGAGUGCCCCGGAGUGGGCGGUGAACCACGGCACACUUGCCCAUCUGAUCAAGGAGUGCUUUCUUGAUGAUGAGGAAAUGUGGCGGGAUGAGAAAGGUUCCGCCCUGAAGUUCCGAACAGCCUACAAUUUGGCUUUGACGCGGUGCGACUAUGAGACAGUUGAAAACUUCGAAUGGCACCCAUUGUUCAGUACAGCAAAUUGCCAGAGGACGCCAAGUCAGAAAGCUUUUCUUGCGUUCAAUGGCAAGCGCAAGGAAAAAAUGGCCCACCCGUCCGUCACGACCAGGCGAAACAACUUUUUGGUGUGGCUUUUCAGAGGCACCAAGCGGGGCGACCCGAUGGAGACUGAAAAUUGGGGCCUCGAAGACGAAGCAACCCCGUUCGCCAUGUUGGAAAGCCUCGUUCUAGCCGAAGUCUUUAUCGAACCGGCCGAGGAGUUGACCAGUGACGGGCCCCGAAAUGUCGCGCGGCGCUGUAACGAUGAACAACUGAAGUCGCUAGUGCAACUGUGCGCAAAGUCUUGCCAACUGGAAAACAUGAAGGUUCUCGCCGAGGCUCUCGAUGGCCGGGCCGCACUCGAGCUAUGCGACUGCAAGGGCAACGGCGGCAACAAAAGCCUGGUUCAUGUCGCCCUGGGGAACCAGACGGUGUCGGAUCAAGCGGAAUCUAAUCGGCUGCCUCUGAUCCGGUGGCUGGUUGAGUCUGGCGUGGAUCUCGCCGGAACCGACAAAGAAGGAGAAAGUGCACUCAUGAAGUCCGCCGCCAUGGGCAACAUUAAGGCCUUCGCAUGGAUUGCCGAUGCGCUCGGGACCGAGGCUUUGCAACACCGGGACAAUCACGACAACAAUAUCCUUAGCUUCGCCAUCAAAGGAGGCCGGAUUGAUAUUGUGAUGCGCUGUGUGGAAGUCGUUGGUUGCGACGCCUGUGGGUCCCACGGCGAAACUGCCCUGCACUGCGCCGUGGCGUGUGGCAAGUCCUGGAUCGCUCGAUACCUGGUGGAGGUCGCCAGAGUCGAUGUGCACGCUUGUGAUGCAUCCAACAGGUCCGUCAUUGAUUAUCUUCAGUUCCAAGACGACAAUGUACUGGAAGAGUAUAUCGAGGGCAAGACAGGCUCAAAAGCCGCGUCAAGGCCCAAAACAAACAUCCAAACGGUGCAAGGGUGGUUGGAGGAAGUCGGCAAGAAGUCAGGAAGCACGCUUCGACUCAACCAAUCUGGGCUGUGCGCUCUUGAGUAUCAAGGCCACGUCAUCGUUAUCGAACUACCAAAGGACACAGCCAACCUUUACGUGUAUUGUGCCUUCAACGAGGCAGAGUUCGACAUAAGAGCUGACUCCCACAAAACUCUUUUCAGGGGCUUUGACGACGGGCUCUACACAAAGUUCUGCCCGUCGAUUGACAACAAAAGCAACGAUGUUGUGAUUUCGGUGCUGGUGCGGGUGGCAGAAUCAACGGCGAAUGGCUUCAUACAGAAGCUAGAAGAUUUCAUUGAUGACGUUGUGUUCGUGGCUGAGCGGCUCAAAGCAGUCGCCGCAAAGCGCUACGUCAGGCAAGCAUUGGUCUCGCUGCCUUCCCACGACCCAAGAGCAGAUGAAAUGCAAGACACCACAAAGAUCUUGCAGGGGGUCGAGGAAUACAUGGUCGAGCCCAAACAAAGGCGCCUUCCACUCAGUGGGCCGGAUCUCUCGACUGUCAAGGAAUCUCUCCAGUGCCAGCUGGAUGAACUUAAUCGCAUAAUCAGAGGCGGUUCAUUGAGAGUGAACGAGGCAGGCCAAUGCGCCUUCAACUACGAACACCUCACGAUUGUUUUGCAACCAUCCAAGACGCCGCAGAAACUGCUAUGGACAGUUGUGCUUUGGACAGUUAGCUCGGAUGGCCCCAUAACAGAGGAUUUGCGGAUGCGAGUGUUGAAGAUGAACUACCUCCAAACAGACACGAAAGGUGGCACAAUCAUCGAGACUGGAACACCGGGAGUCGAGGAGCUGUCUUUCGUCUACGAAGACCGCGUCGACCUCCCCCCAGAUGUCUUUCGCAAUAUGCUCGAGAACAUUAUCGACAAGUCGCUUGACCUUCACAAGGCUUUGCGAGAGACCGAGUUGGCAGCAAAGGAAAAAUCGAGCCUCGAGGGCGAAAUCAGGUCGAGGAAGGUCACCUUACUGAACGCCAUGCGCCUUGGUGACUACAACAUCUUGGAUCGGGUCCUGGCUGAGGCCCCAACCCGCGAAGUCUGUGACCGUUUGGAGCAGCUCGCGUUGCUGGUGCUUGACACGGGUUCGAUGGACUUCUGGUCCAUGUUUUUGGGUUCGAUGAUGAAUCGUGCAGAGUCGACCUCAAGGGUGUCCAUGGAAGAGCUCCAAACCACGAUCCUAAAGCUCGUCUUGGGAAGGGACAUGUUCAGUGAAUCUAUCCUAUCUGAUCUCAUAGAUGGCAAAUCGAAGUUCGUUCUGGAUCUAGGCUUCAUGCAUCACAUAUUCAGCUCGGCAACUUUGAUCCGGAAGGGCAGAGCAGCCUCAACAGCACAGAAGGUGUUGGACGAGGCCACCCGAAAGGGCGUUUCUUUUGAGAAUGACGAGGUUCACCUCAAGAAGUGGAACAACUACGCCUCCACCGCAAUCUACACGGGUGCGGAAAUUGGUGAAGGAAAAGAAGUAAUCACAUGCUUGGAAUGGAUAUUCGAGAGGACCAAACCGGGCGACCUGGACGGAGAAACAGAGGUUCGCACGCUGCUGCACCAGUGCGCAUCGUCUGGACAAAUUCCGUUGGUGGACUUCAUGUUGGGCCGCCUACCACACCUCACGUUGGACGAAGAGUGUUUGGUUUGGGCCUCGAGGCAAGAAAAGUUGCCUCUCGUUCGAUGGAUCCUGGACCGUGCUGGCGACAGCGUACCGCGAGCAAAGGCGGCGAUUGUUUCUGCGGCGGCAUCCGGCAGCACGGAUAUUUUGAGAGCACUGGGGGUGGGGAGUGAGGCAGCGACCCAAGACGAAAGAGAACAAAACGAGGGCAGUGAAACAGCGCCCAAAGGCACCGGGGAGCAAUCCAACGAGGAUCGGAAGCCGCCGCGCGAGACCCAAACAGCUCUCAACGAUGCCGCAAAAAACGCAAUAGGACGAGGCAACGCGGAAGUGCUCGCAUUCAUCCUCGAAGACCCCAGGUUUUUAGGGGCCUAUGUGAACCGUCUCUUGGAAGAUGCGGUCAUGUGCAGCGAUCCUACGACGACCGUCGAAACUAUCGUUGCUUCGCGGGUCGCUCGAUCGCAAGCGUACGCCAUGCAGGUCCCUUGGCAAGCUCAGGCCACCGCCAAGAGGAAACUUGUGCUGCCGAUCCUUCAGGUCGCAAAAAAGCAUCGUCUCCCAGAAGAGAUCAGUGCCCUCGUGCAUUCCUUUGCUUCGCCCAAGUUCGAGGAAUCGCCAAUCAUCCGAUCGACACAAGAACUAAGGGACCAGAAUGUCCUCGCCCAGCUCGAACGUGACCUGGGCUUGACCAAAGGCACCAUCACCAGCCGCAAUGCGAACGACAACCUUGUGUUCGAUAUGGCGAAGAUUGGAAUCCUCGAGAUGUUCCCAGAGGAACGAACGUUCAACUUGACGAAGUUCUUCGAAUUUAAAAAGGGCGAGUUCCAAACAACCGCGGAAGAUCUCUUGGAGUUGUCCCGAGCUUUGCCUGGGUGUUUCAUCUCCACGACCAACAAACAGCUUGGGAUGAGCCUUCGUUGUGUACAUCGGUUUCGUGGCGAUGGAAUCCGUUACCACGAACUGAGGAAGAUUGUUGUUUCUUUCCGUCGCUGCUCGAAUGCCGUCAGUUCAGUGGUUUCUCAUGCGAGGAAAUUCAAGUUGCUCGCUUCUGUUUCUAGUCUCGGUGUCUUUGUGCCGGAGAUGCUACAGUUCAAAAAGGCUGGACGCCAAACAAGGAAGGUAGCGGCACGCGGCAGAACCUUUUCAGAAACUUGGUUUGCUAACCGUGGGCUUGUUCUGGUCACAACGCCCAUGGACCGCCAAGCUGCCGACCGCUACGAGCUCCUCAGCGCAAAUGCGUCGGCUGGCGAGGCAAAAUCAGACGGGGCAUUCUUCUUUAUGGACAAGCGUGGUGUCAUUCAGGUCGGAGUUUACAGUAGCGACCGGGAUGCUGCGAACGACGACAACAGAGCUGCGCUCAUAGCAAGGGCGCAGUUCUGACGAGCCGUGAGAAGAGAAGUAGCCCUCAUCUGCUUGUUCCGGUGGCGUCGGCAGGACAAGGAGGAGGACGACGACAAGCCACCCCAUUCAACACAAGAAGCCCUUUAAUAACAACGACUGAUUUCCUUUCCAAAAUAGCGUAGAGG